CCAUAUCAUGGACCUAUCAUUGUUCGAUAGACUAGCGAAACGAAUUAUAUAAAUAAUUCAUCAGGUUUCAAUUGCUAUCCUACGGUUAAAAAAUAUGCUACCACGCCGGCCGCCGGAGCACGUUGGCCAAGCGAGCGCUGCUGAAUGAAUUGUGCACUGCUGAUUCGUGGUUGGAAGCUGGCCUGGAUCACUUUAGCUCUGAUACUCGUCACUCUUGUCAGCUUUCCCAGACCCAUAUUAUGGCAGAUUUUGAAACGAAAGGAUGGAAUCGAGAUGGAAAGCGUGACAGAGGUCCAUACAAGCGUAACAGAAAAGGUGAUCGCUCAAAUCAUCCCAAACAGAAGAAAGACGAGGAAGGAUGUCUAGAGAAUGUAGAGCUUACACCAACCCUCCUAGCCUUUAAAGAAUACCAGUCUGAGCUUGAUCUUAAGCACGACAAGUAUGAAAGACUGGUGAAAGUCAGCAGAGAUAUUACAAUUGAGAGCAAGAGGAUUAUAUUCCUGCUUCACCGCAUAGAUGGAGACAGUGACAAGGUUCUUACUGAAGCAGAGACAAGGUUAAAGUCAUUGGAAGAUACACUCAUCUCUAAGGUUGCUUCUGAACUCAAGGGUGAAGACUUGCAUCAGUUUAUCAGAGCGUUUUCACCAGGACUUCAAGAGUAUAUUGAGGCUGUAUCAUUCUAUCUCUUCAUCAAAAAUGGAAGACUUCUAUCACUUGAUGAAAUCGCUACAAGACUCACAUUUUCUCUGAAAGAUGACAUCAAGCAGGUUGAAAAUAAGGAAGCAGAGAAUGCUGAUGGAGUAACGGGUCAACCAGAAGCCAGUGAUUCCACAGAGAUUCCAGAUCCGCAAGAUCCGCAAGAUCCAUUAGUGGAAUCAAAAUGUGGUAGUGACCAAAGGACAUUGUCUCUGAAACUUCCACCUCUUGAAUACAUGCUUGGACUGGCAGAUUUCACAGGGGAACUCAUGCGCAUGUGUAUAAACAUUAUCGGUAGCGGAGACCUAGAGAGACCCUUUCAGUUAGUUGAUUUCAUGAGGAACGUCAACAGAGGAUUCCAGCAACUUGGUAAUGUAGCAGGGCGCGAGAUGGUGCGCAAGUCAUCGGUGAUGAGACAGAGCUUGAAGAAAAUGGAGGAUGCCUGCUAUGUAAUCAAAGUCAGGGGAUCUGAGAUUCCCAAGCACAUGCUGAAGGAUGUUGCUUUCAGCUCAGACUUUUCUACAAGAGAUGAUGACUAUGGUCAAGAAAUGAUGGACUGAUUUAGUUUGUCUGCCUCAAGUUUGAGAAACUUAAUAAUAAAGGCUUACUUUAAAGGGAUCCCAUACUCCGAAACAAACACUGAAGGACGUUGAUUUAGCACAGGCUUCUUACAAGAAAUGAUGACUGUUCAAGAUCUGGUUUUAGAUAUUUUCAUUUGUGUCAUCAAUGAUAAUCAAGUUUCAGAAACUCCUUAAUAAAGUUAUAUAAAGCAUCAACAAUUAUGAUUAGUGAUAAUUGAUUGUCAUGAAAUAAAUGGUGGCCAUUGCAUUCAAAAUUUGUUCUUAAAUCUUAUGCUAAGCUUUGUGAUUGAUCUCUUAUAGUACAAGGCAUAUGUCUAAGUAUAUAUAUGAACAGUGAAAAAUGUGUGAUGAUCUGUGAUCGUGAAAACUAAACAUGCAGUUGAAUCAUAACCUUUUAUAUGGAGUUGCCAAUGAUUAAUAUCUUUUCUUGGAUUUCAACAUCAUUCCACCUUUUUACAGCGAUGAAUCCAACGCCAGACAAACCAAAUCUAUAACCUUACUUCCAUUGACAACCAUUGUUUGAAUCAUUUAUUUGAUCCAAUACCUUAAAUAUACAUAGGAGUCUUUCUAAAGUAUAAAAUGAAAAAUGUCUUGUGUUUAUGUAUGUUGUAUCAUUGUUAUAAAGAUUUAGAGACAAGGAAAGUAAGAUUGAUGAACCUCUUAUUAUGGGGGUGGACAACAUACAUUUUUAUUUUUGGAUAAGCUCCUGAAUUGUUAUACUCACAAAGCAAGCUGAAUGUUUAAUUUUAAACAAAAACGAAAAAUGAAUUGUGUUUUCAAGGUGUGCAGGUGGGCUCAUCUGACUAAAACUCCCUUUUACAUAAAAUUUUUAAUGAUCAUGUAUCAUCUAGUCAAAGUAAAAGAUUGACAACACUGAGUAUUUAGUAUCUUGUCACCAUGCAUAUAAAUUCUGAUUAUCUUUAAUAACUGUUUCCAAUUUACAUAAAGUUAUUUUUCAAGUAUUACCUUUGUUGUUUGAAGAUGUUAAUAUCUACAAAUAAUUGGACUUCAUUUCAGGAAUAUUAAAUGAAGGCUGAGUGAAAGAAAGUUUUCCUAAUUCAUUCUGGCUGAAAUGGUCAUUCCUCUUUUGCAUCUUAAACUGUGAAUAGUUCCUGUGUUAUGAUGUAGUGGCAAUGUAAGUUGUCUUUUUAAACUGUGUUGCUCAAAGUUUUAAAAUGUAAGUUCUUAUAAGGACUCAGUUCAUGUUGUAAGAGAAAUUUUCUUUCAGAAAUGGGCAAGAAAAUUAAAAUCAGAGAAAUUUGA
This is a messenger RNA of Lytechinus variegatus (green sea urchin), 2540 nucleotides long. RefSeq names its product translin-associated protein X-like (gene tsnax). Gene Ontology annotation, molecular function: RNA binding; RNA endonuclease activity; sequence-specific DNA binding. The transcript is spliced from 6 exons. The coding region runs from base 240 to 1256 and encodes 338 amino acids. Lineage: Eukaryota; Metazoa; Echinodermata; Echinoidea; Temnopleuroida; Toxopneustidae. Gene Ontology annotation, cellular component: nucleus; cytoplasm. The record is from RefSeq and is a predicted model, not a curated record.